Messenger RNA from Dipodomys spectabilis (banner-tailed kangaroo rat), 2893 nucleotides. RefSeq names its product triple QxxK/R motif containing (gene Triqk). The record is from RefSeq and is a predicted model, not a curated record. NCBI's taxonomy places the organism in Eukaryota, Metazoa, Chordata, Mammalia, Rodentia, Heteromyidae. The transcript has 5 exons. Gene Ontology annotation, cellular component: endoplasmic reticulum membrane. The coding region runs from base 259 to 519 and encodes 86 amino acids.
GGAGUCAGGGUGUCCGUGGCCGACUCGUCCCGCCCCUGCCUCUGAGUGACAGGACCGUGGACAGCAACAUUUCCCGCGGGACACGAAGUUUGUCGGCCUCCGCCUUGGCUCAGCUGAGAAUUGUAUUUGCCAGGAGUGAAGGCAGAUCUGACUCAUUAGAGAAUUGGUUUGGACACAUCUUAUGUGUGGGUGGUCCUCCAGAUUUCAGACUUGGCAGCAUCAAGAACACAACACAAGCAGACAUUUCAGAGAUCAAAGAUGGGUCGGAAAGAUGCUUCCACGAUGAAACUUCCUGUUGAUCAGUACAGAAAGCAAAUUGGUAAACAGGAUUAUAAAAAAACCAAACCUAUUUUACGAGCAACCAAAUUAAAAGCAGAAGCAAAGAAAACAGCAAUAGGCAUAAAGGAAGUUGGACUUGUACUUGCAGCUAUCCUGGCCCUCCUACUGGCUUUCUAUGCUUUCUUUUAUCUCAGACUGUCCACAGAUGUUGACCCAGAAGUGCACAGAGAUGAAGAUUAGCUGGGCAUCAAUACAUUAAAGGAAAAUAAUUUUAUGAAAGAAUCUUUUGGACCAGUAUCUCUGAAGAAUUGGCUCUUGACUAUAAUGACUGCUUUCUUCUGAGACUUUCGGUUUGCAGAAAUAUCUUUUUAAACAGUCAUGUAAGACAUUAAGAAAUGAACUUACCUAUCAACACAAUAUACUGCUGGAUACUUUUAGAAAUAUUUCUACUUGGACAGACAUAUUAUACAUGGCACAUUUAGAUGAAAUUGAUAAUAGAUCCUAAACUUUUCAAACAUGCUACCCAGCUUACAUUUAUAACUCCACCAGUCAGAAAUGAGUAAAUUUACUCUUCUAUGAUUCUUGCAGGUAAACAGUAUUCGAAUCACAUUCCAAGGCUAAGAAGGAGUAAGUCCUGAAAAUGUUUAUUUUACCAAGAAGCCCCAGUUUCUUUCCAGACAUAUUUUAUAUCAUUAGAGAGACUAUCUGUACAUACAACUUCAGUAAUUUUUAUCCUUCCUUGCCAACUGUUCUGUGCACAUGUGCUCUGUCAGAAAUGGCAAAGAGUAGUGUAGUAGAGUUCCGUGCCUCUUGGGCUAUCCAAACUGAUGUAAAUAGAAAGUUCAGUUGAUCUUGGUUUUAAUUAACUUAUUACUCUAUUAAUAUAAGCUUGGAAUUCUAUUUUAAUUAUGUUGUUCUGGCUGUCUGCAAUAUCAGUUUGCCCCUCUUGUUAAGGAGAGAUGUAGCAAUCUGUCAUUUAAUUGUGCAGUCUUUUUCACACCCUACAAUUAGCAGAAGUCUUACCUCCUCAGAAUCAUUUUCUUGGCUGUCUUCUGAAUGUGAACAAUGUGAAGUUGUUUCGUGUGAUUAUAUUUUGUCUCUUGAGAGUUAAUUAGAACACUUUAGUGAAAAAUAAACAGUAGAAGAAAGUAUAAAACUCAUAUAACUCUCACAUGUACUUUUCUGUUUAUAUAUUUUGAUAUAUUUUGCAUUUGUUGGAGCAUAAUGACUAGUCUAUGCAAUAUUUUAUUGGCAACCAACAUUUUAAUACAUUUUCAAAAACAUGAACACAUAAAGCUCAGAAAAUUGGAAAAGAUCUACCUACAACAGAGUUACUAGCUACUACAUCAUAUAAGGAUGCAUAGAAAAAUAGAUUCUUUGAAAUCUAUGCACAAAAUGUUUAAUAUUGUGAAUAUAUGGUACAAAAUAAUAAAUUCAGUAUUAGAAUUGUUUCUGUACUUUCCAAGAUUCAAAAGCUUUGAUAAAUACCCAAGAAGCAUAUCAUAGCUUUGUAAGUGCAGCUUCUAAAAGGCAAGAUAUUCUUUGGUACUUAUGCAAAGAAGUUGAAUGUGUCACAGUGUAGUGUACAUUCUGUAGAAUUUUUUUAAAGCAGCAUCAUUUAUUUCCUCAGUGCAGAAACAGCCAAGGAUUCCAAUAUCCUCACAGAUUAUUUACGCCAAACAUCUGCGGGCAAAAUUUAGCCAGUGUUAUUUGCUAGAUUCUUCCUCAUGAACUCACAAACUGGAGACACAGAACAAGACUUCGUACACACUCGCCACAGUGGACCAAUCCAAGUGGCAUUUUUAGGAAAGGUUGCAGCAUUUUAUGCCAUGUGGUAUGUCUGUUCGUGAAGUGGGAGGCAAGGGAAUAUCCAAGCUGGCAUUUUGGAUAUGAUGGGCCUUUUACUUUCCUGAGUGACAUGCCACAUGUCAAGAAAUACUGCUUUCCUCUACUCUUAUCACAUGUACGUGAACAACUUUCAUUUACUUAUUUCCAUCCCAUAUGGUGUUAAAGAGUCACAUUAAAUAAAGGUUAUUUCUGGUUUUCAGUAAUAAUUUAAAUGAAAGGAUGUAAUAGUUACUUAUUAGUUACAUAUCCAAAUUAGCAGAAUUCAUGGUAUUUAAAAUAGAUCAUUAUACUCUUAUAAAUGUUUGAAAAUUCAUCAUUGUGAGAAAAACUAAACGAUUCUGCCAUACUCAUGGGGUGUUCUUUUGGGGAAAAUAUUGCUUCCUAUAGCAAUAAAUAUUAGUCUAAAUGUAACAUAAUUAUAGGCAAGUUUCAUUGCCUAAUUUAUUGGCAUCUAGAUUCCAUUCAUAUAGCUGAUUGAUUUAUGAUUACCCAGAGAAUCACAAGUCCCAAAGGCUUAAAAGAUUCGAUUUCUGUAAAUAGCAGGUAAAGUGGAAUAACAUAUAUUUACACAAUACUGUUUUCAUGAAAUGCAAAUUUCACCAACUCACGUUAUCUGGGAAGCAGCCAAUCCCUUGAAGAGCAAUCCAGAUUGAAAGACUGAUUUAUAUGGUUUGAAGAGAAAGGUGAUAUCUUCUUGCUAUUUCAGGGGACUAUACUUUUAAAUAAUGAGUGGUGUUUGGAAUAAAUAUCAGACUGGCAUCAGACA